UGUAUUAUCCUUUAGGUAGGUCCUGGUCCCUACACAGAUUUCCGAAUAAGUAACAUAGGCGUGGGGAGAGAGGCUGAUCAAGGGCAACACAAGAAGUUCAGCCCCUGCAAACUUAACUUUUUUGUUAAGAGUUUUUCGAGAAUGAAAUUGGAUUAGACCCAGAGAUGACGUAUCCUGUUUGAUUUCUUUUCCCCUUGCGCUCUGACGAGCUUUAUGUUUAGGCAGGCUUUUGUUUCUGGCUGCAAGUUGCUUUAAAAAAAAAAUUGGGAGCGUGUCUCGGGGUGUCGAGGGUGACGUGCUUAGCUUGAUUGGCCAGGUUUGGCUCGGUCUGCUUGCGAGUCCUUUGUUCUUCCCACCACCCUCAGGUCAAUUGUGCAACAUGCCCCUACGGUUUAAGAAGGAGAAAAAAAAAAAAGGAGGGGGGGUGGCCGGAAAAAAGUGAAAUGCUGAGUAAUGCCAGAGUUUUCUCAAAUGGCUGAUGCAAACCUGGAGAAUUUGCAUCAUCAUUCAGCUGGAGUAACUUGGUAUGACAAGAGCUUAAAUACAAGUCCACGCGGAAGCUGAGCUGGUUUCCAAUGAUAGGGCAGUACCAGCUCACUGUGUGAAAGCGCAGGUGUUCCUGAGCCAGGCUCGGAUCGCAGGAAGGGCUCACAUACUCUUUAGGAGCUUGUUACCUGUGCGUAGGAGCAGCUGGAAAGAUAAGAGAGGACAGAGGAAGAGACAAAGUAGUUGGCUACACAGAGAGGGGGAAAAAAAAGCCUUAAGUUCCUGCUGAAAACUUUUCUGCCUGUGCUUGCCGUCAGUGUGCUGGUGGCACUGUAGCAUGCCUAGGAAAGCUGCUCUGCCCACGGUCUCUAAUGGAAGCUACUUGCAGGGGCAAGCUAAUGGCAGGUUGUCCUCUGUGGACAGCGGACAGCCAGCCCUGGAGGGAAAAGUUGUGCUGAAGAAGAAAGUGACGCUUUUGAGGGGGAUAUCCAUCAUAAUUGGCACUAUCAUUGGAGCUGGCAUCUUCAUCUCUCCCAAAGGCAUCCUGAAGAACACAGGCAGCGUGGGCAUGUCCUUGACUGUCUGGACAGCAUGUGGUAUCCUCUCACUUUUUGGUGCCCUCUGCUAUGCUGAACUAGGAACAUGCAUUAAGAAAUCUGGUGGUCACUACACCUAUAUCCUGGAGGCCUUUGGUCCAUUACCUGCUUUUGUGAGAGUCUGGGUUGAACUACUCAUUAUUCGCCCUGCUGCCACAGCAGUGAUAUCGUUGGCAUUUGGACGUUACAUUUUGGAACCUUUCUUUAUGCAGUGUGAAAUCCCAGAACUUGCAAUUAAACUUAUUACAGCUGUUGGCAUCACGCUGGUGAUGGUCCUGAAUAGCACAAGUGUCAGCUGGAGUGCCCGCAUUCAGAUGUUCCUUACCUUUUGCAAGCUUGUAGCAAUUCUGAUAAUUAUAGUCCCUGGAGUUAUCCAGCUAAUUAAAGGAGAAACACAGCACUUUAAAAAUGCCUUUGCGGGGAAUGAUGCCAGUGUUUUGGGACUACCACUUGCUUUUUAUUCAGGAAUGUAUGCCUAUUCAGGCUGGUUUUACCUCAAUUUUGUUACUGAAGAAGUGGAAAACCCUGAAAAAAACAUACCCCUCGCAAUAUGCAUUUCAAUGAUUAUCGUCACAGUUGGCUAUGUGUUAACAAACGUGGCUUAUUUCACUACAAUCAGUGCUGGGGAAUUGCUGCUUUCAAAAGCUGUAGCAGUGACCUUUGCUGAACGGCUAAUGGGAAACUUUUCUUUAGCUGUACCAGUAUUUGUUGCUCUCUCCUGCUUUGGAUCUAUGAAUGGUGGUAUUUUUGCGGUCUCCAGGAUGUUCUUCGUUGCAUCCCGCGAGGGUCACCUUCCGGAAAUUCUCUCCAUGAUUCAUGUCCGCAAGCACACUCCUCUGCCAGCUGUCAUUGUUUUGCAUCCUCUCACAAUGAUAAUGUUAUUCAACGGGGAUCUCUACAGCCUCCUGAAUUUCCUCAGUUUUGCCAGGUGGCUUUUUAUUGGACUAGUAGUUGCUGGGUUGAUUUAUCUCAGAUAUAAACGUCCUGAUAUGCCUCGUCCUUUCAAGGUUCCUCUAUUUAUUCCAGCAUUGUUUUCCUUCACCUGUCUCUUCAUGGUUGCACUGUCACUUUACUCUGACCCAGUGAACACAGGGAUUGGAUUUGCAAUAACCCUGACUGGCAUUCCUGCCUACUACCUCUUUAUUGUAUGGGACAAGAAGCCAAAGUGGUUCAGAAAGCUCCUAGACAGGGUAACCAGAACAUUGCAAAUCCUCCUGGAAGUCAUCCCAUCAGAGGAAGACCAGAAAUCAUGAUCUUCAUGUACAGCUUUUGGCUUGCUGUUUCAUUUCAACCUGAAAUCAAGAGAGCAGGGAGAUUUAUCCCCCUUCUCAACAUCCUGCAAACUGGAGGACCAAGUCACAGUCGAGAUGGAAACCGAGCAAGUCAAUUACCAGAACUGUAUUUUACGAUGCUGUUGCAAAAUGUUUUUUAAUGUGGUUGGUUUAUAUGUAGAAAGCAAGAACUUGUGUUAUGAGGGAACUCGUCUCUUCAAUAGUUCUUUUGUGACAGAGUCCUAUUUUAACAAACUGUAGGUUUGUCAAGGUAGGAUUUUUGUUGCCUUGUCACUGAAAACAGGUUUAAGUGAUGUGUAAGUAACAGUGGGGUCUUCUGUGAAGAAUGUAUCCCGCUUGCUGCCCCUGGAGUUCCCAGCUCUCACCAGAGAAAGGGUGAGAGAAACCUGCUGAGUUUCACGUAAUAUGUUCUUCCUGUCAAACUGUUUGGCAGCCUGAUUUGACUUCUCUUGGCUUGCUGGAAGCCCCAGCACACUGAUGAUGAAGCACAGCAGUUUCCACACCUUUGUGUGGCAAGUUCAAGAUUUCUUCAUUCCAGAGCUCUUAUACUAUGGCUGACAGGAACAUCUUUUGAGACUUAAUAUUUCUGCCAGUGGGGCAGGAAGAUUUUAGCAUGGGAACAGUAAAUUUAUGCGUGUUUAAGUUUUUACCACUCUGGAGAUGAUUACUGGUCUUACCAGUGUUUCUUUGUGUACAUGUACACAGGAAAUCCAGCAACUUGAGUAAUAACCUUCAAAACAGUCAAAACAUUUGAAUGUGACCUCUGUUGCUGUAUGAAUAUUUCCUGUCUGGAAGCACAGGGUCCUGCAGUUAUCAGUCAGGCAAACCCGAUUUAAAAGUUUUAUAUCAGUGUUGGUAGGCAGAAAUAGAUGUCACUGGUGGGAACUCGAUAUAGACAUGGUCAUAAAUGCAGUGCCUUUUUAUGAAUAAGGUAUAAGGCAAGCUACAGGAGAUUUGUUGAUCUGAGUAGGAUAUGUGCCUGAUCUGUGGGCUUUUCACUCAAGCACACUCCAGUUAACUGGGCUUUGGAACACUGAGGAACAGGUGCUCUGCCUGCCUUCUCAGGGGUUUUAUCUCAGCAGAAACAGAGAAAAACCAUCAAAACUGAUAAAAUCAAAUUAAAUUCACCUUCAGAACUGUUUUUGAGCUGAGCUCUGGCUCAAGUAUGAGCUGAAGUUUUGCCCUUUUUUUUAAAGAGAGUUGUAGAUAAAGAAAUUUUUUAAUGCUUAGAAAUUCAGUUUUAUAUUGUUAAUGACUACUCAACCUUAAGAUUAAGGUUUGUUAUCAUUCUGUUAAGAAUAUAAUACUUACCUAUUGAAUGCACUACUUUUUGAGCUGUCUGCUGUCAGCAAAUCAUAUGUUUCAUGAAAGCUUUUAUGGAACUAAGCAGCAUUAAACUUCCUAAAUUGGGAGAAAAGCACAACUUGUAGCCAGACCACUACAGUAAAGGGAGACUGUGUAUUGUAUAUGUGUUGUAUAUAUCCAGAAUGUCCUCUGCUUUAAGGGUGUACAGUAAUAUGUCUUAAAUUUAUAUAUGUUUUCCUUUUUUUGUAUUUCUGUGGUGGAACAUCACAGAAGUAGAGAAAUGCAAGUAAUAUAGAAGAGCAGUAAUUUAAGACACAGAAAACAUUUUGCAAACAAUUUUUUCUUUAAAUGUUUUCUCUUUGCAGUAACUUAAAGUGUUAUUUGAAACUUUUUUUAGGCAAACAUUUUUAGACAGGUUUUUGUGUUGACAGUAGAUGUGUUUAAUUAGUGCUUAUGUUUGGGUCAGAGUUCUGUCUUUGAGGUCAUCUCCUGCCACCCCUGUUUAUCAGGGUUUGGCCUGUGUUGUCAUGGAACUUCAGAGUACACAAACUCUAAUUCUCUCUGAAAGAAAUAAAUUAUCUGGCACCCUGCAGGAGUGCACCUAACCCCUUCCUCCACUGACAGAUACUGAGUGCAUGGGAUCCAAAGCAAAACUACCCGAAGAGUGUGUGGUGUGGAUUUUCAGCUCUGACUCUUUUAUCCCUUGUGUUCACCCCUAUUGUGCCACAUUACUUGAAAGUUUAAAUGUAGGCAGUGUUAACUUGUAGAAAUAAAUGGGCUCCAUAAAUAUGACUGAAUGUUGCUUUAUUUUCCCAUCAUGGUCUUUAAAGUUUAGAAAUGUUUCUGAAGCCUGAUUCAAUGAACACAUUUUUGCUGGGUUUAUUUCAUGUAAGGGGUUAAUUUGUCCCAAGGGAUAUCCUAUGACUCUGACUGUGAAGUUGUAUAUUUUAGGAAGAAAAAAAAAUACCUGCAAAAUAAAAAACUAUUUUCUUGAAAAUGCA
Chiroxiphia lanceolata (lance-tailed manakin) is the source of this 4680-nucleotide messenger RNA. RefSeq names its product solute carrier family 7 member 11 (gene SLC7A11). NCBI's taxonomy places the organism in Eukaryota, Metazoa, Chordata, Aves, Passeriformes, Pipridae. Gene Ontology annotation, biological process: amino acid transmembrane transport. The transcript is spliced from 12 exons. The record is from RefSeq and is a predicted model, not a curated record. The coding region runs from base 824 to 2335 and encodes 503 amino acids. Gene Ontology annotation, molecular function: L-amino acid transmembrane transporter activity. Gene Ontology annotation, cellular component: membrane.